CUCUCUUUACAACUGCUGGAGCACUCACAUAUCCCAAGGGAAAGCUUCUGUGUUCCAUCCUGGACCUUCUAGGGGCUACCACGCUUCCCCCAGGGCCGCCGCUCUCACCAUGAGCUUCAGACUCUCAUCUCCCGAGAUCUUGCUCACAGCGCAGCUGCCUUCCACUCACACAGGCCAGAGGGGCUACCUUGUCUCUUCUUAGAGCAACUUCCCACCACUCCCUUGGGGCUCAACCUUCGCUUUGUGUUCUGUAAAAGCCAGCAGUUCUCAAACUUGAGACUGCAUCAGGCACACCUGGAGGGCUUGUGAAAAUCCAGAAUGGUGAGUCCCGCCCCCCAGAGUUUCUGAUUUAAUAGGCCUUGUGAGUAGCCCAGAAUUUGCAUCUCUAACAAGCCUCCAGUGGAAGCUGAGGCUGUCAUCUUCCCAGGCCGCACUUUGAGAACUGCUGUUGAAAGCCAUCAUCACUGAACUUCUUUGCAGAGGUACCUAAAAAUAAUCAAUCCAGAACUGUUCCUUCUCCAAAUGACCACUCUCUGAUGUCUAUCAAGAAAUCCAAAUUAUUUACCAAUUAAUUUAUUGGUAAUUAAGUUCCACCUAUUUCAAAAAAAGUUUUGAGCUAACUCUAAUUUUUGCUUAGCCAUCAGCAGAGAUAGUAAAUUUACCUAGUGCAUUCAGAAAAAUGCUGUUCCUCCCAGGGAAAAUAGUGUUUUCUGUUGCUCCUGAAAUCUGCUGACCUUGGCACUGACUCUGGUCCUCUUACAUUAAGGUGAAGCUGGGGCGGGGUUGGGGAAUCAAGACUGAGAAACCUUGCUGUCCUGCAGCAGAAUAGAGAUACAUGGAAGAAGGAAGACAGAAUCUUGGCUUUGAAGAGAAGUGAGAUGUGAUGUCAAUGAUCCCACUAACACCAAAACCAUCAAACCAGCCUCCUUAAGGGUGGCCCCACCUCCCCACCCUUCCUACUUUUUCUACCAAGCCAAACCCAGAAAUAGAACACGGCUCACUUCUCAGGGCUAUUGCCUCGCCUCAUCUCCAGAGACCACAUCUGCAGCUCCCAAAACAAGGUCUGUUCUGCAGCUGGACAAUUCACUGCUAAAAUCCCAAACCUAAGAGCAGAGCCAAAGCCAGAGGAGAGGAAAGUGACAAUAGGGCCAAAGCCUCAUUCCAGAUUCCAAAUGUCAUUCUGUAGCCCUCGUGCUAUCAACUGCUGCUUGCUGGCUGCAGCCAGGUCCCUGGUCCAUACACAGCCUGCAUCAAGAGCCUGCAGAGACUCGGGGGCUGGAGAUGGGAAACAGAUGGUGGCCUGCGCUUUGUCUUUCCCAAGUUUACAACCUCACCUGGGGAUGGAGGCUGUUCUGAGGGGCCCCAAGAGGCCCCCAUCAUGAAGGGUUUCACAGCCACUCUCUUCCUCUGGACUCUGAUUUUUCCCAGCUGCAGUGGAGGCGGCGGUGGGAAAGCCUGGCCCACACACGUGGUCUGUAGCGACAGUGGCUUGGAAGUGCUCUACCAGAGUUGCGAUCCAUUACAAGAUUUUGGCUUUUCUGUUGAAAAGUGUUCCAAGCAAUUAAAAUCAAAUAUCAACAUUAGAUUUGGAAUUAUUCUGAGAGAGGACAUCAAAGAGCUUUUUCUUGACCUAGCUCUCAUGUCUCAAGGCUCAUCUGUUUUGAAUUUCUCCUAUCCCAUCUGUGAGGCGGCUCUGCCCAAGUUUUCUUUCUGUGGAAGAAGGAAAGGAGAGCAGAUUUACUAUGCUGGGCCUGUCAAUAAUCCUGAAUUUACUAUUCCUCGGGGAGAAUACCAGGUUUUGCUGGAACUGUACACUGAAAAACGGUCCACCGUGGCCUGUGCCAAUGCUACUAUCACGUGCUCCUGACCGUGGCCUGUAGCAAAAAUCACAGCCAGCUGCAUCUCGUGGGACCGCCAAGCUCCUCUGACUGAACCAACUGUGGGAGGAGAAGCAGCCGAUGACAGAGAGAGGCUCUACAAAGAAGCGCCCCCAAAGAGUGCAGCUGCUAAUUGUAGUCCCAGGACCAGACAUCCCCAGACUCCACAGAUGUAAUGAAGUCCCCGAAUGUAUCUGUUUCUAAGGAGCCUCUUGGCAGUCCUUAAGCAGCCUCGAGGGUCCAUCCUUUUUCUCUAAUUGGUCGCCUCCCACCAGACUCACCUGCUUUUCAACUUUUUAGGAGUGCUUCCUCACAGUUACCAAGAAUAAAGAAAGCUGGCCACCA
Messenger RNA from Pan troglodytes (chimpanzee), 2222 nucleotides. RefSeq names its product lymphocyte antigen 86 (gene LY86). NCBI's taxonomy places the organism in Eukaryota, Metazoa, Chordata, Mammalia, Primates, Hominidae. The coding region runs from base 1379 to 1867 and encodes 162 amino acids. Gene Ontology annotation, biological process: positive regulation of lipopolysaccharide-mediated signaling pathway; innate immune response. The transcript is spliced from 6 exons. The record is from RefSeq and is a predicted model, not a curated record.